AGUGAACCGUAUCACAGAGCACCGUGAACCCUACACAGACAUUUACUGUUAUUAUAACGUUCAAAGACGUUUGGUGGAUUUAUGAUAUACAUGUACGCAAGCUUUAUCUACUAAUACUUUUUCAAUUAUUGUUCAAGUAGUUAAUUCUAGCAUGGACAACCUGAAGAGAGAAUUACUAAACGGACUUUCAGCUAAUCCAGUGCAUAUCCCAGCAUGGUACCGUUAUGACGAAGAAGGAUCUCGGUUAAAUGAUAUUUGUAUGGAGCAAUGCAAAUGGUACUACUUUCAUCGUUUUGAAAGGAAAAUUCUGAGUGACAUUUUAACAGAAUUGAUAGAAAUUUUGAAAGAUUCGAGAAUGAUUGUUGAUCUUGGUAGUGGAAAUGCAAGCAAGACAAUGUUGAUCUUAGAUAAACUUUUAAAUACGCAUGAAUCUCUAACUUACGUCCCAGUAGAUAUUUCUAAAGAUUUUCUUAGCAAAACCGCUGCAAACCUGAAAACAAUAUAUGGAAAUAAAUUAGAAAUCCAACCAAUCGGAGAGGAAUACAUGGCAGCACUGAGAAAAGUAAAAACUAUGACAGAUAAAAAAAUAAUUGUAUGGUUUGGAAGUUUGCAGAGUUUAUCGUAUGAAAAGCAGUUAGAUGUUCUAUUGGAAAUACGAAACACUAUGCAAGUCGAUGACAAAUUAUUGAUUACAUUUGAUGUGACAGACACAUCUCGUAAAGACAUUAUAGAGCUUUCCUACCUAGAUCCUGAAGGAUACAGCGAAAGUUUUUAUCUUAAUUCCAUCCAUCGCUUGAACAGAGAAAUGAAUGCUAAUGUUGAUAUAUCAAAGUUCAAAAUUAAGAAUGAAUUGGUGGCGAAUUCAAAGUCAGAUAAUUGUAGCUACGUGAAUGUGUAGAUAGAGGCAAUCGAGAAUUCUGAGGUUCACAUAGGAAAAUUAGAUUUAACCCGGGAAUUUCAAAAAGGAGAAAGAUUAUACCUGCACGAAGAUGGCGGGAUUAGCUCCAAACAUACUAUUGAACAAUUCGAAUAUCUCUUGAAUAAAGCGUCAUUGGGAAUGGAGAAAUACUGGAUGAAUGAACAUGUGGCAGUGAUAUUAAUGAACCGGAAAUAAAUUAUAAAUAAAUGUAUAUUGGGUUGCAUAAUGUUUUGCUUGUAUUUUA
Molecule: messenger RNA, 1163 nt
Organism: Mytilus californianus (California mussel)
Lineage: Eukaryota; Metazoa; Mollusca; Bivalvia; Mytilida; Mytilidae
Product: histidine N-alpha-methyltransferase-like
Exons: 7
Coding region: 152-898 (248 amino acids)
Source: RefSeq, a predicted model, not a curated record